This is a messenger RNA of Spinacia oleracea (spinach), 1510 nucleotides long. Its product is annotated as probable purine permease 11. Gene Ontology annotation, molecular function: purine nucleoside transmembrane transporter activity. The transcript is spliced from 3 exons. Gene Ontology annotation, cellular component: membrane. NCBI's taxonomy places the organism in Eukaryota, Viridiplantae, Streptophyta, Magnoliopsida, Caryophyllales, Amaranthaceae. Bases 116 to 1255 code for a protein of 379 amino acids. The record is from RefSeq and is a predicted model, not a curated record.
UUGAUAUUCACUAGAAUAACUUCAGUCCUAGUCUCUUAACUUCCAACGAACCACUAGUAUUAAACUUUGUGUCAAAUUUAUGCACUUCUAAUUUUGUUUCUGUCUUAUCAUUCUUAUGGAUAAUUCUACUCAAGAAUUGGCGCAACAAACCAAAGGAACCAAAGAAGAUGAUACAAGAUCAAAUAAAAAGGACAACAUACACUUGAUGCCAAAGCUCAAACACUACAAUAAGUGGCUUCGUAUCAUAACUUACAUCCUAUUUCUCCUAGUUGGCCAAACAACAGGCAUUCUCUUAGGAAGACUUUACUUUGACAAAGGUGGAAACAGUAAAUGGAUGGCAACCUUUGUACAAACAGCCGGUUUUCCCAUCCUCAUUCCCCUUACAUUGCUCUUCCCCUCCUCACCAACCGGUCUUCGCCCUCCGGUUUACAAGCUCACCCUUCUCUACUUCAUUUACGGCCUCUUCGUAGCUGCCGAUAACUUGAUGUAUUCCUAUGGACUACAAUACUUACCCGUCUCUACGUACUCGUUGUUGUGUGCCUCCCAACUAGCCUUCAACGCGGUCACUUCCUUCUUCAUCAACGCGCAGAAGUUCACCGCCCUUGUGCUUAACUCGAUUGUGAUCCUCACCAUCUCCGCGUGUCUAAUAGCUACCAAUGCAGGUAAUGAUGCUAGCGCGGGGAGUAAUGUUGCGCCAGGGAAAUUUACCUUAGGUUUCUUAUGCGCGGUUGGUGCAUCCGCGACACUGGCUUUGUUAGUGUCCGUAGCACAAUACUCUUUUGAGAAGGUGUUUAAGGACAACUCCUUUAACACCGUGGUAUGUAUGCAACUUUACCCUUAUGCUGUAGCGACUUGUGUUUGUGUAAUAAGGCUCUUUGGUAGCGGGGAAUGGCGAACCUUGAAGGAGGAAAUGAGAGAUUACAAGAAGGGAAGGGUGCCCUAUGUAAUGGUAUUGGUUUCAACUGCUAUUAGUUGGCAACUUUCUGCAUUGGGAUUGUUUGGGCUAAUUUUCGAGGUUUCUUCCCUUUUCUCUAAUGUGAUUGCCACCUUGAGUUUGCCCUUGGUUCCGAUUUUGGCGGUUGUGUUCUUCCAUGAUAAGAUGAAUGGUGUGAAGGUGAUAGCUUUGAUUCUUGCUAUGUGGGGAUUCCUUUCUUAUAUUUAUCAGCAUUACUUGGAUAAUGUUGAAGCUACGGCAAAAAAGGCGAAAAAAGAAAAUGGGAAUGAAAUUAUAGGUUCUAGCACAGAAAUGUGUUGAUAGAGGAACAUAUAUAUUGUAUGACAAACUAUAUAUUGUACUUCACAUUUGUUACUCUAUAGUACUACUACUAUCUCAUUUCAUCACACAAAAAAUUGCUAUUAUCAAUGUCUACACUGAACAACACAAGUUGGUGGAGUUGGUGGGAAGCUCACCUAGUGACUUGGGUCGAAUCUCAUCAGCUGCAAAAUGCUUGGAAGUGGCUCAAGCGUAAACCAACAGCAUACCCUGAGAGUUAAAAUUGAACCUAAUGUA